AUUCUCAUCAAAUAUUCAUUCAAAUCCAGAAAAAUAAAAAAUCACUGGAAAAAAAAAAUCAUGGCAAUGGCAACUCAAGCAUCUCUCUUCACCCCCACCCUCUCCGGCCCCAAAUCCGGCGAUCGCGCCGCCGCGCCAUGGAAGCAGUCCCUGGCACAAUUCUCCGCCGUGAAGCCGAUGAAGGGCGCCUCCGCCGUCUCGCACCGCCCAAUCCGCGCCAUGGCCGACGAAGCUCCCGCCGCGACUAAGGAGCCGGAAGCGCCGGCCGGAUUCACCCCGCCGGAGCUCGACCCGAGCACCCCGUCGCCGAUAUUCGGCGGCAGCACCGGCGGGCUCCUCCGGAAGGCGCAGGUGGAGGAGUUCUACGUCAUCACGUGGGAAUCACCCAAGGAGCAAGUGUUCGAGAUGCCGACCGGCGGCGCCGCCAUCAUGAGGCAGGGCCCGAAUCUGCUGAAAUUGGCCCGAAAGGAGCAGUGCUUGGCCCUGGGGACCCGAUUGAGAUCCAAAUACAAAAUCAAGUACCAAUUUUACAGGGUUUUCCCUAAUGGAGAAGUGCAGUAUCUCCACCCGAAAGACGGGGUUUACCCGGAGAAAGUCAACGCGGGCCGUACCGGAGUCGGGCUUAAUAUGAGGUCCAUCGGCAAAAACGCCAGCCCGAUUGAGGUCAAAUUCACCGGCAAACAGGUUUACGACUUGUGAAAAGGUGAUAUGUGUGUUUGGUGUAAUUUGUUGUAAUAUUUGUGUGAUUAAAUGAAUUAUUAUUAGUUAUUUUGUGUUUGUUUGAUGUAUUUUGUGUAUGGUUUCAAAAAAUACUCUUGUUAUCUAUUUCAUCCCCUGAGGAUUUUUUUUUUCCUUU
Molecule: messenger RNA, 856 nt
Organism: Erythranthe guttata (spotted monkey flower)
Lineage: Eukaryota; Viridiplantae; Streptophyta; Magnoliopsida; Lamiales; Phrymaceae
Product: photosystem I reaction center subunit II, chloroplastic
Biological process (GO): photosynthesis
Cellular component (GO): photosystem I; photosystem I reaction center
Source: RefSeq, a predicted model, not a curated record